GUGUGUGUGCAGGAGAGGAGUCGAGCAGAGAGAGCUGCUUUUUCAUGAAACAGGAGUAAAGUAGUGAACUUACAGGAACAUAUACCACUACCAAUGUUUGGAUCGAUAUCUGCAUCGAUCUGCACACCCUUGUCUCCUGGAUUGAAGCUGAGAUCAGCGUGAACCACGUGGGUCUCUGCUCCCUGAUCUGUUUGGAAAGACUUCCAGCUUCAUCGCGGAGUUUCUCUCUGUUUGUGGGCUCAUCUAAAGCUGAGUAACAGGAGGAGAAGAGUCUGGUGGUGCAGCAGAAGAACAAUUUCAGCCAUUUGGACUCAGCUCAGCCACUACAGAGAAAACAAUGACUUCAACACAAAAAGACCAACAUGGAGCGAGAAGUCAGCGCUCUCAGGAGGCCGACAAACCUCACAGAAGAAAGCGAGAGAAAACCUACAGCUGUGAUGAGUGUGGGAAGGAUUUUACCCAGGCUGGACACUUAAAAGCUCACCAACUCACCCACAGUGGAGUCAAACCUUACACCUCUGACUUGUGUGGAAAGUCUUUUACCCAGGCUGAAACCUUAAAAACACACCGAGUCAUCCACAGUAGAGUUAAAGGUUACACCUGUGACUUGUGUGGAAAGUCUUUUACCCAGGCUGGAAGCUUAAAAAAACACCAACUCAUCCACAGUGGAGUUAAAGCUUACAGCUGUGAAUUGUGUGGAAAGUCUUUUACCCUGGCUGGAAACUUAAAAAUACACCAACUUAUCCACAGUGGAGUUAAACCUUACAGCUGUGAGUUGUGUGGAAAGUCUUUUACCCAGGCUGGAAGCUUAAAAAAACACCAACUCAUCCACAGUGGAGUUAAAGCUUACAGCUGUGAGUUGUGUGGAAAGUCUUUUACCCAGGCUGGAAGCUUAAAAAAACACCAACUCAUCCACAGUGGAGUUAAAGCUUACAGCUGUGAGUUGUGUGGAAAGUCUUUUACCCUGGCUCAAAGCCUAAAAACACACCAAGUCUUACACAGUGGAGUUAAACCUUACAGCUGUGAGUUGUGUGGAAAGUCUUUUACCCAGGCUGCACACUUAGAAUCUCACCAACUCAUCCACAGUGGAUUUAAACCUUACAGCUGUGAGUUGUGUGGAAAGUCUUUUACCCAGGCUGGCGGCUUAAAAAGACACCAACUCAUCCACAGUGGAGUUAAACCUUACAACUGUGACCUGUGUGGAAAGCCUUUUACCCUGGCUCAAAGCCUAAAAACUCACCAACUAAUCCACAGUGGAGUUAAAGCUUACAGCUGUGAGUUGUGUGGAAAGUCUUUUACCCAGGCUGGAGACUUCAAAAGACACCAACUCAUCCACAGUGGAGUUAAACCUUACAGCUGUGACUUGUGUGGAAAGUCUUUUCAAUAUCCACAUCAGCUGAAAAAACACCAACAGAUCCACACCAGAAAGUAACUCUACAAGUGCAGUUACUGUGAGGCGACAUUGACGAUAAAAAUGUUGAAGGAAUUCCCUGACUUACACGGUCUUUGUUUAGAAGUGGAGCAGAGCACAAGGAUUCAGUUCUCAACCCUGUCGUCACUGUGGUGGUGGGAAAGAGUUUCUCUGUGACCUUUGCAGAAAACCUUCAAUCAUGAACAGGACCUAAAACCUCAUCAACAUAGACACACUGGAGACAAAAUGAACGACUGCAAAGAAUGUGGGAGAGGCUUCCACACACCAAGUACAUUAAAAAUACAUGAACCCUUCCACAGUGGGGUCAAAAAGCACAUCUGUGACGAGUGUGGGUCAUCCUUCACCACUGCACAUGAGCUCAAUGAAAAAGCACAAGGGAAUCCACACAGGAGAGACACCAUACAAGUGCAGACACAAACGAUUCCACACUGUAAAUAAACUGUUUCACUGUUACCAAUGUGCAAAAACAUUCACUUCAUUAUCUGCUCUGUGCAAACAUCAGCCUGAUCAUGCAGGACUGAAAUCACUGGAUCACAAUGAAUCUGAAGAGAGAGAAAGAUCCUCUUCUGGUUUCUGGUUUCCUUCAUUCAUAUUUAUUCUUUUGCUGUGGUAAUCCCUUCUCUUAAAUCAUUUUCUCCCAAAACUGCAAUUAUUUUCACAGCAGUUGCUCUUAAAACUUCCCAAAUGAACUAAAUCUGUCCACCAGCUUUGAAACAACACCUGCUGUGACUUUAUGUCCAGAAAGAAGAAACUCAAGCUAAACUGGUUUUGGGCUGUACUUCCAUAUAAUUCCAGUUUGUACCAGAAGAUGAAGCAGUGAGUCAGUGUAACCUUUAUUUAAUUGGGCAAAGAAUACAUUCGUAUUCACAGUGGCAGCAAAGUAAUGUUGAAAGGUAAAAACAGCAGCACACAUCAGGACCAUUUUAAAGAUCACAGGUGACUUUUACUUAAUUCAAAUUCCUUCAAAUUUUGGCUCCUCCUUUCACUUUAGUGUAUUUACUGUAUCCUUGAAGUCCACGUGUUGUUUAUUAAUGAAUUCAUUUUGAUCCACAUGUUCUGCAGCUGUUUUCCUGUUGAUUUGAAGUUUGUAUUAUGAAAUCCUGAUAAUGUUAAAGCGUUAGUUAUAUUUGAUGAACUCUGUGUAACGUUUGUCUUAUUAAACAGUUUGGUGUGAAAAAUGAAGAAUUGGUCUCACAACAAGUAGUUUGAGCCAUGAUUUCAGAUUCAAACUAAUUAAACUGUUUUCAGUGGUACAUGUGGAGGUUUAUCAGAGGAGGAGACUUGGCUGUUCUCCACUCACACAGAACAGGGUUCCUGCAGCUCAUUAAAAACUCUGAAAUGAUCUUCAAGGAUAAAAAUAUGUGAUUUUUCUCAAAAACGUGCUGUGGGCAUGACGUUUUUAGAGAGUGUGUUUAAGAUGCAUUGUGACUAACAUCUCACACAUUACAAUAAAGCAGAUGUUCCUGCAUUGCAACCGCGCUUUGCAGAUGUGUUCUCCCCCCUGUCCGUGUGCACGACUCUCAUGGAGCACCACUUUGAAACGCAGCUGAUUG
Molecule: messenger RNA, 2985 nt
Organism: Pelmatolapia mariae (spotted tilapia)
Lineage: Eukaryota; Metazoa; Chordata; Actinopteri; Cichliformes; Cichlidae
Product: zinc finger protein 98-like
Exons: 4
Coding region: 338-1432 (364 amino acids)
Biological process (GO): regulation of transcription by RNA polymerase II
Cellular component (GO): nucleus
Molecular function (GO): DNA binding; DNA-binding transcription factor activity, RNA polymerase II-specific
Source: RefSeq, a predicted model, not a curated record